AUGGAUAGAAUCAGCGAAUUACCAGAUUCUUUGGUAACUCAAGUCUUGUCACACCUUCCGACCAAAGUUUCGGUUAAGACAAGCAUUUUGUCGAAGAGAUGGGAAUCUGUCUGGCGUAGGGUUCCUGGACUUGACUUUAGGUUUUUUUAUUUCCGUAAAGAAGAAGCCUUGGAGAGCUUCGUCAACAAAUUUCUAGAAUUUAACAAAGAGUCACAAAUGCAAACGUUCAAGUUCCAGAACGAGAAAUGCAAUGAUGAUCGACUCGAGGAGUGGAUUGAGACAGCAGUUGCUCGCGGAGUUCAACAUUUAUCUGUUCAGAUUGAAGAGAUUGAAGACAUUGAAGAGGUUGAUCCUCCUUAUGUAACUCAGGAAAUUUACAGGAGAAACACAUUGGUUUCUUUAUAUCUCAUAGGCGUAGGAAUCGAGACUCCCGAUUGUGCUGUCUCUCUUCCUCGCCUCAAGGUCAUGCAUAUUGAAGACGUUCAGCAUGAUGAUGAUCUUUUGAUCGUGGAGAAUAUCAUAUCCGGGUGUCCUGUUCUUGAGGUUCUUGCAAUCAUAAGGACUACUGAAUCUGAGAGUCUAAGUGCUGUGAAGUCCCUCCGCGUGAGGUCUCAGACUCUUAGAAGUUUUAAGAUCUUGUUUGAGAAUUGGUUUGGUGGUAUGCAUUAUGCAGUUGAGAUUGAUGCUCCGAGUCUGGAGUAUAUGAGUUUUCGAGAAGACAAUUCUGGUGUCAUUGUAGUCAAGAACCUGACUUCUUUAUACGCCAUUCAUAUUGAUACUGAGUUUAAUCUUGGCUUUGCUAACUAUGAUGGCAAUCCCUUGGGACCCAAGGAUUCAAGCAAGAUAAAGACUAUCCAUGAUUUUCUAGAGGGUAUUUCUGGUGUAAGACAUGUUCAUCUCUCCGUCUACUAUUGA
This is a messenger RNA of Microthlaspi erraticum, 915 nucleotides long. The record is from the annotation of a GenBank genome assembly. NCBI's taxonomy places the organism in Eukaryota, Viridiplantae, Streptophyta, Magnoliopsida, Brassicales, Brassicaceae.